Messenger RNA from Haliotis rubra (blacklip abalone), 897 nucleotides. Its product is annotated as vegetative cell wall protein gp1-like. The transcript has 2 exons. The record is from RefSeq and is a predicted model, not a curated record. The coding region runs from base 1 to 897 and encodes 298 amino acids. NCBI's taxonomy places the organism in Eukaryota, Metazoa, Mollusca, Gastropoda, Lepetellida, Haliotidae.
AUGGACAGCCCGAACAGUUCUUGGUGUCAACAGGAUAUCGCCAACGACCAUUCGCAGGCGUCUGGCUGCACGCAGGCUGAUGUAGCAUUAUCACCAGCAGCUCCCUCCCACCCCGAGCUUCUUCCUCCCUCCCACCCCGAGCCUCUUCCUCCCUCUCUACCCGAGCCUCCGCCUUCCUCCCACCCAGAGCUUCUUCCUCCCUCCCUCCCCGAGCCCCGCCGUCCCGAGCCUCCGCCUCCCUCAAAACCCGAGCCUCCUCCUCCCUCCAUCCCCGAGCCCAUGCCACCAUCUUUCCUCGCGCCUCUUCCUCCCUCCAUCCCCGAACCUCUUUCCUACCUCAGUCCCCGAGCCUCCUCCUCCCUCCCACCCCGAGCCCCGCCACCCUGUCUUCGCCUCCCUCCCACCCCGAGCUUCUUCCUCCCUCCCUCCUCGAACCUCUUCCUCCUCCCCGAGCCCCGCCUCCCCGCCUCCCUCCCACCCCGAGCUUCUUCCUCCCUCCCACCCCGAGCCUCUUCCUCCUCCUUCCCCGAGCCCCCUGCCUCCCUCCCACCCCGAGCUUCUUCCUCCCUCCCUCCUCGAGCCUCUUCCUCCCUCCCACCCCGAGCCCCCGCCACCCUGUCUCCGCCUCCCUCCCACCCCGAGCUCUCUUCCCCUCCCUCCUCGAGCUCUUCCUCCCUCCCAACCCGAGCUUUUUCCUCCUCAGUACCCGAGCCCCCGCCUCCCUCCCACCCCGAGCCUCCUCCCUCCCACCCCGAGCUUCUUCCUCCCUCCUCCUCGAGCCUCUUCCUCCCUCCCCUCCCCGAGCCCCGAGAGUCCGCCACCCCGAGCGUCCGCUACUCUCCCUCGCCGAGCCGGAAGCAGUUUGCAGGUCUGCCUGAAUCGAAGUCCAGCCAGUGA